AAAGUGACAUUUGACGGGCAUGCGUACCAACAAUAAACUGUGAUAUAACCACGACAUAACCUUAAAAAGUUUUUAAUUAAUCAUAUCAUUGCGCAAUUUUUGAAAUAACAACAAAGAAAAAUAGACGAGAUGUCCGAAUACGACCAAGUUCGGGUCGGCAAACUCGUCUUAAAAGGCGAAAAACACAAGUCAAAAAAACGCAAACAUAAACGUAAACACGAAGACUCUGCUCCAAAAGUGGACUCUGACCGCUUGACUCACGGCAAUUGGUGGAAAGUGACUAAAAUUGAAGACAUCACAGGCCCCGUGGCUAUAGAAUUUGGCAAGCACACCUAUGUUAAGGCCCUUGAUAACGGUUUAUUUACACUGGGAGCCCCUCAUGAUGAAGGCGAAGGCCCCUCACCCGAGGAAGUCCUAACCGCAGUACUAAUCGACGAACGCAAAGUCGCAUUCAAGUCAGGUUAUGGCAAGUAUUUGAGAGUGGAGAAAAAUGGGGUUGUUACAGGCAGAUCAGACGCUAUCGGGGCCAUGGAGCAGUGGGAGCCGGUCUUUCAGGAGGGUAAAUUGGCGCUCCAAAGUUAUUCUGAUUGUUUCAUGAGUAUAAAUGAUGAAGAUGAUGCUGUGGUGGCUGUUGAUAAGAAGGCGGGGCCCGAGCAUAUGGUACAGGUGAGAUCCCAGACUGUCAAAGAUGUGAAUCCUCUCAAGGAUGUACCGGCGGAAGAGCAGGGGGAUCUCCAACAAGUUGAAAUUAAUUACGUUAAAAAAUUCCAAAAGUUCCAAGACAAGCGUUUGCGUAUUUGCAAGGAAGACUCCUCACAGUUGAAGAAAGCAAAAGAAGAAGGGACGUUCCAUGAGGCUCUACUGGACAGAAGGAGCAAAAUGAAAGCAGACAGAUAUUGUAAAUGAAUCAAUUUUCUAAUGGAAUUUAUUGAUAUUUCCUAAUUUACGAUGUAAUUUUAUUUUACAACAAAAACAUACAAAAUUA
Messenger RNA from Tribolium madens (black flour beetle), 985 nucleotides. RefSeq names its product protein FRG1 homolog (gene FRG1). Gene Ontology annotation, cellular component: striated muscle dense body; nucleolus; catalytic step 2 spliceosome. The transcript is spliced from 4 exons. The record is from RefSeq and is a predicted model, not a curated record. The coding region runs from base 130 to 906 and encodes 258 amino acids. Gene Ontology annotation, molecular function: actin filament binding. NCBI's taxonomy places the organism in Eukaryota, Metazoa, Arthropoda, Insecta, Coleoptera, Tenebrionidae.